Molecule: messenger RNA, 825 nt
Organism: Ornithodoros turicata
Lineage: Eukaryota; Metazoa; Arthropoda; Arachnida; Ixodida; Argasidae
Exons: 1
Coding region: 1-825 (274 amino acids)
Source: RefSeq, a predicted model, not a curated record
AUGAGGAUCGUUUUCGACGCUUCACCAGCUGAGACACCCAGGACAUCUGUAAACGACUGUCUGGAUGCAGGGCCGAACCUUAACCCCGAUAUAGUCCCGGUUCUUCUCAACUUCAGAACACACAAAGUAACACUUGUUGCAGACGUGAAAGAGGCGUUCCUGCGGAUGCUCAUACAAGAAGACAGAGGUGCACUUCGUAUGCUGUGGUGGGAGCACAUACCAUAUACUACGGAAAAUAACAAAUUGGAGACAUGGAGGAUGACAAGGGUAACCUUUGGAAUUGCUUCGAGCACGUUUCUACUAGCAGCGACGAUAAAAGCACACUUGCAGUCCGUGAAGGAUAAGUUUCCGGACACUGUGCGGAUGUUGGAAAAAUCUGUUUACGUCGACGACGUGAUCAUCGGAGGAAGCAGUGAUGAGGAUGCAAGAAAUGUUUAUUUAGAAGCAAGAGAGAUAUUUAGUACAGCUGACAUGGAAUUAAGGAAAUGGACGUCAAGCUCCAAGGAUCUGAUGCAGCUAUUUGCAAGUGACUUCGAGGGAGAAGAACCUAACAGACAAGUACGCGAAAAAGGGCAAAUCAAGGUACUUGGACUUAACUGGAAUGUCGAAAAAGAUGAGAUCGAUAUAUCUGCAGAGAAUAGCGUGAAAGACAUGAACGAAGAGUCACUGUGGACCAAACGUAUGGUGCUACAACGUGUCGCAAGGAUAUAUGAUCCAUUGGGGAUGUUAGCACCCGUAAUUGUUGCAGCAAAGAUAUUACUGCAUGGUCUGUGGAAAAAGAUCUCAUGGGACGAUCACCCGCAGAAGAAUCAACAAGAGCGAUGA